AUGAACAGCAGGACAUGGCAGUGGACGAUGGAAGAAGGCGACCAUGAGGUGGCGAAGGUGAACUGUUGUAGAGCGGACUACUAGAUCGUAGUCACAAGAGAAACACAUCGAUUCAUGGCACAUCGUGUCGCCGACGAGCCCGUCAUGACAGCGGCGACAGCAGCCGCCGACAAACACCGAGCCGUGCAGCUGACCGGGCGUAGUCCGAUUGCGAUUACGGUGAUGGCAUGA
Strongylus vulgaris is the source of this 231-nucleotide messenger RNA. Lineage: Eukaryota; Metazoa; Nematoda; Chromadorea; Rhabditida; Strongylidae. The record is from the annotation of a GenBank genome assembly.